Cuscuta europaea is the source of this 1959-nucleotide messenger RNA. The record is from the annotation of a GenBank genome assembly. NCBI's taxonomy places the organism in Eukaryota, Viridiplantae, Streptophyta, Magnoliopsida, Solanales, Convolvulaceae.
AUUGGGUUGGAUGAUGAAAACAAGACUGCUUUGGGAACCAAAAACAGAGCUAGUGCAUGCAUCAUCGUUUUUCUUGCUAUCCUCUUCUCACAGAAAGUCAGAAGCUCUUUCAUUUCUAAAAGACUCCACAAAUUCCAAUCCAAUCCAAUCUAAGAGAGACGGGGAAUAACCAGUAGAGAUAUGGUGAGUGGUGGCAACUCAACGGUGGCUCGCGGCCGCUUGGCGGUGCUCUCAGCUCACCUUACUGCGUCGGAUUCUAUUAAUCCGCCCCAGGCUGCUGCUCUCGAAACUUCGAUUGUAUUGGCGACUGUAUUGGACCCGCCUUCAAAUCUCAAAGGCUCCUUGACGAUUGUCGAUGAGCGGACUGGUAAGAGAUAUCAAGUUCAGGUCUCCGAAGAUGGUACAAUCAAAGCCACGGAUUUGAAGAAGAUAACAACAGGAAAGAGUGAUAAAGGUCUCAAGCUGUAUGAUCCAGGCUACCUAAAUACAGCUCCAGUACGGUCAUCCAUAUCCUAUAUAGAUGGUGAUGCAGGGAUUCUUAGAUAUAGGGGUUACCCAAUUGAAGAAUUGGCUGAGAGAAGUUCCUUUCUGGAAGUGGCUUAUCUAUUGUUAUAUGGUAAUUUACCAGCUGAGAACCAAUUAGCAGACUGGGAGUUUGCUGUUUCCCAGCAUUCAGCUGUACCUGAAGGAAUCUUGAAUAUCAUACAGUCUAUGCCUCAUGAUGCUCAUCCAAUGGGUGUGCUUGUCAGUGCAUUGAGUUGUCUUUCUGUCUUCCAUCCCGAUGCCAAUCCCGCUCUUAGAGGUCAAGAUAUAUACAAAUCCAAACAAGUAAGAGAUAAACAAAUUGUUCGCAUCCUUGGGAAGGCACCAACAAUCGCUGCUGCCGCAUAUUUGAGGUUGGCAGGGAGAUCUCCUGUCCUUCCUUCCAACAAUCUUUCUUAUGCAGAAAAUUUCCUGUACAUGCUAGAUUCAUUCGGUAACAGGUCUUACAAACCCAAUGCUCGACUUGCCCGGGUACUUGACAUUCUUUUCAUAUUACAUGCUGAACACGAAAUGAACUGCUCUACAGCAGCAGCACGACAUCUUGCCUCGAGUGGUGUUGAUGUGUACACAGCUCUUUCAGGAGCAGUUGGAGCUCUGUAUGGUCCUCUUCACGGAGGAGCAAAUGAGGCUGUGCUUAAGAUGCUGGGCGAAAUUGGAAGCAUUGACAACAUUCCACAAUUUCUUGAAGGUGUGAAGAAUAGGAAACAAAAGAUGUCUGGUUUUGGACACCGUGUCUACAAAAAUUAUGAUCCUAGGGCUAGGGUCAUAAAGAAGCUUGCUGAAGAAGUCUUCUCCAUUGUUGGUAGCGAUCCAUUGAUUGAGGUGGCUGUUGCUUUAGAAAAGGCUGCCCUUUCAGAUGAGUAUUUUGUUAAGAGAAAGCUGUAUCCAAAUGUGGACUUCUAUUCUGGGUUAAUCUAUAGGGCUAUGGGAUUCCCUCCAGAGUUCUUCACUGUUCUUUUUGCUAUUCCACGAAUGGCGGGAUAUUUAUCUCACUGGCGUGAAUCCUUGGAUGAUCCCGAUACAAAGAUAAUGAGACCUGCGCAGGUAUACACCGGUGUUUGGUUGAGGCAUUAUACACCGCCCAUAGAACGUACUCCAUUGAGUGAAGAAGCGGAUAAAUUAGGUCAAGUUUCCAUUUCCAAUGCUACUAGGCGUCGCUUGGCUGGCUCUGGCUCCGGCUUCGGCUCCGGUGCCUAAAAGAAAUUGUCAUCGUCCUCUUUGGCUAACCAAUAUACGCUCAUCAUCUCUUUGGUUCUUAAUCUCUUAUAUAUCUCAUUAAUAGUAAUAAAAAACAAUAUAAACAAUAAUAGCAAUUAGUGUCAACUGGGGUGACUAAUUUGAUGCAAGAUAAAUUUGCUCUAUAUUCGUGCGAAAUAAAUGUGUUUGCCACUUGCCAGUUGAAAUGCAUUCUUUUUC